Messenger RNA from Sphaeramia orbicularis (orbiculate cardinalfish), 2428 nucleotides. RefSeq lists its product as uncharacterized. Bases 87 to 1970 code for a protein of 627 amino acids. Gene Ontology annotation, biological process: T cell activation; positive regulation of ERK1 and ERK2 cascade; interleukin-15-mediated signaling pathway. The transcript is spliced from 14 exons. The record is from RefSeq and is a predicted model, not a curated record. Gene Ontology annotation, molecular function: protein tyrosine kinase binding; MHC class II protein binding. Lineage: Eukaryota; Metazoa; Chordata; Actinopteri; Kurtiformes; Apogonidae. Gene Ontology annotation, cellular component: external side of plasma membrane; membrane raft.
AGAGGAACAGGUUUACAUUCAGACCAGUUCCUGUUCUAGUUCAGAGUCAAAGCGUCUGCGUGAACGUUCAGUGGUUUCAGUCUGUGAUGAUGAGGAUGAACGUCUACAUGUGUCUGUCAGCCUUCAUCCUGAGCUGCAGAGUCUGUGCAGAGGAGGUUCAUAUGGCUGUAAUGGAAACGAGCUCAGUGUCUUUACCUUGUUCUUACAUCAUGGACAACAGUAUGACCUGGACUAAACAGGUUGAUGGGCGGUUGGAUUUUCUAUUUUCAGUCAUUGGUGACGAAGAACGAAGAGAAAAUGACCCAGAGGAACGAUUUAGUUCAGUGGGAUAUAAUUCACUGCACAUUAACAGAGUUUAUUUAUCAGACAGUGGAAAAUACAUGUGCAACAACCAUUGGUCAGUGGAGCUGACGGUGAUCCCAACAGGAACCUUCAUCCAACAUGCUAGAGAAGGGACCAGUGUCACUCUGACAUGUCCUCAUGUUACUGGUUCAUAUCCAGAAUGGAGAAGAGAGUCUGAUGGAUGGAGACCACAUCCUGGUCUGACUCUGACUCUGACAGACCUUAGACUGUCUGAUUCUGGACUGUACAGCUGUGAUGGAAAACCUGCUGUGUAUCUGAAUGUGACCACAGGUGAUGAUGAAGCACCGCCCACAACAACAGACACAAAAACGACAAGUACGUCUGCAACAACAACAGCAACAACACAGAAGAAAACUACAUCCAAGACAAACAACAGCAAAAAGGGCACGAAACCAGAGAAAAAAGAUAAAGACACUGUCAAGACCAAACCAACACCAGUGGAAAACACCGGUACGACCACAACAAAACACACAAAGGAUGAAGAAAAGAUGGUUCCUAUGGCUGUAAUGGAGAUGAGCUCAGUGUCUUUACCUUGUUCUAACAUCAUGGACAACAGAAUGACCUGGGAUAAACAGGUUGAUGGGCGGUUCGAUUUUCUAUUUUCAGUCAUUGGUGACGAAGAACGAAGAGGAAAUGACCCAGAGGAACGAUUUAGUUCAGUGGGAUAUAAUUCACUGCACAUUAACAGAGUUUAUUUAUCAGACAGUGGAAAAUACAUCUGUAACAGCCAUUGGUCAGUGGAGCUGACGGUGAUCCCAACAGGAACCUUCAUCCAACAUGCUAGAGAAGGGACCAGUGUCACUCUGACAUGUCCUCAUGUUACUGGUUCAUAUGAUCCAAUAUGGAGAAGAGAGUCUGAUGGAUGGAGACCACGUCCUGGUCUGACUCUGAAUCUGACUCUGCCAGAACUUAAACCGAUUUAUUCUGGACUGUUCAGCUGUGAUGGAAAACCUGCUGUGUAUCUGAAUGUGACCACAGGUGAUGAUGAAGCACCGCCCACAACAACAGACACAAAAACGACAAGUACGUCUGCAACAACAACAGCAACAACACAGAAGAAAACUACAUCCAAGACAAACAACAGCAAAAAGGGCACGAAACCAGAGAAAAAAGGAGGCAAAAAGACUAAACCUACGAAAAAACCUGAAGUAAAACCAACGACAACUGCUUCAAUAACAGUGACCAAAGGAGGCAGCGACAAGAAUACUCCUCCAAGUCCAUCUGUGCCACGACCAACCAACAGUCCAAAAACACCGAUUAAAUCGACACCAAGAAUGGUGACUGCAUCGACACAAACCAAAGACGAUGCUCCUGAACAUCUUCCACCACAUUUCGGUUUGGUUUAUAGAGUCAUGUUGGUGUUCGUCCUCAUCUUCUUCGUCCUUUGCUUCAGUUUUAGACUCUGGUUUAUAAAACGAGGCGUAAAAAGCUCCACAGGAGUCACAACAGAAUACGACAUGACUGAUUUAAGGGGUGUAAAAAGAUCCAGAGAAGGAACAACAGAGUAUGACACUGUUAAUAUUACAGGUGACGCUGCUGAAAAUGAUUCCAUGGAUGACGACAUCACUGAUCUUCAUAUCAGUGAAAACAUGACUGACACCAUCUGAGUUUUUGUCAUCUUUUCCUCUCACGUCAUAUGAAACUUAAUUCGAUGUUUCUAUAGAUUCACUGCGGUCUUUAUCAGCUCGUUACUUCAGCUUUGAGUGAUAUUUAGUGUUUUUUUCUCUGCAGUUAAACUUCACCGCAGCAGCUUUGAAAUAAAAAUGACUUUAUGGAUGAUGUGGUUUUUAUCACAACCUCGUGUUUCUGUAAAAAGUCCAAGUGUACAAAUCUGAAUUAAAGUAAAACAAAACCAUCGAAGACGUUUUUCCUGAUCAAACAUCACAGAGUCUGAACAGUUCGCUCUAGUUUAUACUUUUGUAAAUAGAAAAGAAUGUUUUUAAACUUUAUUGGAGCAUGUACAGGAAAUAUUACUGUCUUCCUUCAGGUUUAUUAUGUGUGUUGUUAAAUUUUCAUCUGUGAUACGAAAUCCAUUUGUUUUACACAGUUUAUGGUUUUUAUUAAA